GGAGGCGGGAUGCGUGCCGUCAUUUCCUGUCUGCUUUGGCCGCAGCUCCAGCCCAUGGAGUGACCGAGCGCCUCGGCUGCUUUCAUGCCCGCCCGCGGAUAGCUUUGCGCUCUCAGAACUUGCCAAUCAAGAACUACUAAUCCAUUUGACAAUCCAGUCUAAAAUGGCAGCUAACAAGAACAAGAAUCAGAGCUCUUUGGCACUGCACAAAGUGAUUAUGGUGGGCAGUGGAGGUGUGGGCAAGUCAGCACUAACAUUGCAGUUCAUGUAUGACGAGUUUGUUGAAGACUACGAGCCUACUAAAGCUGACAGUUAUAGGAAAAAAGUUGUUCUGGAUGGUGAGGAGGUCCAGAUAGACAUCUUGGAUACUGCUGGGCAGGAGGACUAUGCAGCCAUUCGGGACAAUUACUUCCGCAGUGGGGAGGGUUUUCUCUGUGUCUUUUCAAUAACUGAGCAAGAAUCGUUUACAGCCACUGUAGAAUUUAGGGAACAAAUCCUCCGUGUGAAAGCAGAGGAAGAUAAGAUCCCCUUACUUUUAGUGGGUAACAAGUCUGAUUUGGAAGAUCGGAGGCAAGUGUCUGUUGAAGAAGCAAGGAGCAAAGCAGAAGAGUGGGGCGUUCAGUAUGUUGAGACUUCAGCUAAAACGAGAGCCAAUGUAGAUAAGGUAUUUUUUGACCUGAUGAGAGAAGUACGAGCAAAGAAAAUGUCAGAAAACAAGGACAAAAAUGGGAAGAAAAGCAGCCGGAACAAAAAGAGCCUCCGAGAACGAUGCUGUAUACUGUGAUUAAUUUUUUUUGGGAUCGAUUGGCAGCAAUUUGAACUUGGGCACUUAACAUUCAUUUAGCCACUCAAUGUGUUUAUAAUCAAUCACUGUUUAUUUUAUAGUAAAAUGGUGUUUAUUCAAAGUAUUGAGUAUUGUUGGGUUCGUUGCCAAUACAAUGCUCUUUGAACUAUCAAGUGAGUUAUAUCCUUUGGACCUACUUGUAGGAUUGUAUUUUUUUGCCUUUUUUUUUACAGACGCAUUUAGUUUUGAGCAACUGUUCCUAUCAAGCAGUAACAUGCUUCCACCUUCCAUGUAGAUCUCUGGAUUCCCUUGUCCAGUUAACUGCUAAUUAUUCAUAACCUCUCCUUUCAAAAUCAAUUUGGGAAGUAAUUAAAGGGCAGAUUUCUAAUGCAUCAAAAGCAAACUGCAGAUUUAUAAAAGGCAGCUUGUUGAAACUGUUAUAAAUCAGCGUGUUCAAAGUUUAAUUUGUCUUUUAAUUUGAAGACCUUGUGUUUAAAAUGACAUUUGAUAAUGUAGUUUGAACACUCUGAUCCUCUUUUAUAUAGCAUCAUAUGUGGUCUUGCAGUAUAGCUAAAUUCUCAACUUGUGCCAUUUGUUGGAGGGAGAGGCGAACGAUUAAAAACCUAGCCUUCUGAUUGCUGUGUGUCCAACUGUAAUAAGUCAGAUUUGUUAAAGAAACUACUGGUGGUAACGAAGUCCAGAGAAAUAAUUUCCCAUGUACCAUGUACAGUAUGAUUAUUUUCUGCUAUUCUUACUCAUUAGGUUGUAACAGAUUGGAGGUACAUUCUCCCCAAAAUGAAACAUAUAGUGUAAUUGCCUAGCUAAAAGAAAAUCAUCUCUGUGGGUUAUUUUAGACCUAAUCCUUUCACUAGUGCAACAACCACCUCCUUCCAUACCACCCCCUAGCCACCUAACUGUGGUUUUGGUAUCUUGCACCCAAUAUUGUAAGUCGCUCUGUCAGUGAAAGGACUUAUUUCACUGUUUUGUAACUGCAUCAUGUUGCAUUCUCUACCUCCAUGUGAUGUAGUAAAAGUGCUGGAAUUCAAGAUCUGAUACACAGACACAUCACCGGCACUGAAGAGUAUUCCAUGUCUACUCAGCAAACCAGCACGUGCAUUCGUAAGAAGCUGGAUUGUGUGCUUGUCUAUCGUUUUGGCAUGAAGAAAAUAAGUUUGAAUAUUUGUUGGAGCAAAUGCUGCGAAUGACUGAGCACACUUGAAACACAGUAGCAAUCAUAUAUUUAGAGUUCAGAGUUUUUUUUUAAAAGUACAUGGUCCUUUAUGGUCUUGUGGUAGAAGAAAAUAAUGGGGAAAAAAAUCCAAUUCUUUCAGAUGUUUUUAAGAACACAAAGUUGAUCUGUGUGAAAUGGACCAAUAUCUCGCACUGAUUUUUAGACAUUUGUAAGGAAAUGAGAUUUGGAUGGUGUUAGUUUUUAUGUGGUAUCAUGUCAAUGCUUUGUACAAGCCUUGGGCUGAUUUGCCUUUUUUUAAGAAUGAUUCCUGAAUGGAGGUAGAUUGUUAGUGUAGUUCAUGUAUUAAAACACUAGAUUAUUGGGACAGUACAGCAAUUGAUUUUUCUACAUUUGCUUUAACAUAAAUUGCAUGUGAUAUGAACUUCACCCUCUUUUUUUGAUUGUAGAUAACAUGACUAACUGAAUCUUUGUGAUUUAAUGCAACGUUGUUGUUGAGUUGAAGGGGUUAGGGUUCUAUGCCAGUAAUGAACAGUGGUAUUGUAUUUGCCAAAAACUAAUAGUUACCCAGAUUGUUUACAUUGUUUAACAAAACUAAUAAUUUCAAGAUGGAAGUUUCCUCCUGAUUGAGAAAAAACCUAAUGUCAUCACGAAAAUGUGAAAUAUUUCAACAUGAAUUAUGAAUAAAACCAGUAGCAUAACUUGAUUAAUCUCUUGUCUCCAGCAUUCCUUGAAACAAAUUUUAGGAUUUUUUUUUUCGAUAUCUAUCAUAGUGUGUUAAAACACUGUUUUCACAUCUUGGGAUCUGAAUUAAAAUUGAUGCAGACUGACCUGUCAGAAAGAUUUUCUUUUCUUGCCAUCCUUUGCCCCAGUAGAUGGAAGGAUCCUAAGAAAAGGGAGUCUGGCCAAUUUUGUAAAUAUGAGUGUGCAGUGUACAAUUCGGUGCUCAUUUAAAAUCGCUGGUCAGAAGGAUGGCUGGAGUGAGCAGUAGAAAUAUCGCUCUGGUGGAAUGCUGGUCUGAAUUAGUUAUCUCCAGCUACAUUGCAGGACUGAGUAACUGCACUCUGUGUCAUAUGUGUUUAAUGUGAACUAGAAGUAUUUAACAUGGGGUGCAAAAGGAGUGAAAAAAUGUUUGAUUCUGGAACACUUCAAUCACUAAAAUUAUCAGCAAGAUUCAUGCUGAUUUUUCUUCCCCACGCAUUCCUCUUUUGCAUUUUUCUUGCUGCUGCUCCUCUUCUUGCCUUGGGGAGGAAAGCUGCUGACAAAGCCAGCCUGAUGACUUCUCUUAAGGCUCAACCAGUACUGUUAGACUUUCCCUUGCAGUCUCAGUAAGCCUCUUGCAUCUCAAGGUAAUCAGGUGUAUUUUGGCAAUUCACUUUGUGGAUGAUCACAGAGCAUUGUAUCAGCACCUGCAGCUUGGGUCUUGAUUAGCCGAUGAAGUAAGACUAUUAGUGUUUUCUGUCCUAUUGAUAUGACUUAUAAUAAAAGCAAAACUACUCUGACCUGUGACCAUGAGGAAAAUCUUCUGAAAUAUCUUAUUUUGGGUAAAAGACAACUGUCUUGCCAUCUGUUUUUAGUUGAAAUGAAUUUGAAUGUGUACUUUCCCUCUGAAUUUAGGGUAAUCCUACUUUUAGCCAAAAACUAUUCGCCCCGUGUACUGUUCCUUGAGGCAUUGGCAUGCAUGCUUUCAUCUUUUGCUUCGCCACCACAUCCAGCUUAAUCAGUUGCCUAACUCAAAGCUUGUGCUGAAAUAAAAUAGCAAGUUAGGACCUUUUGCUCAAUGAACUAGCCAUCAAAACCUUUCCUCUUUUUUUGCGUACCUUGGCCUAAAUCUUUGCCUAAUGAACAGAGAUGAAGCUUCUUUCUUAAGAGGGUGCCUUAAUGAACGCACAUGAAAUGGGGAGCCAGAAUGGCAUUGUCACUGGACUCAUAUUCCAGAGACCCAGGGUAAUGCUCUGGGCGCCCAGGUUCGAAUACCACCAUGUGGAAUUCAAUUAAAAAUCUAGUGUUAAAAGUCUAAUGACUACAAAACCAUUGUCAAUUGGUGUAAAAACCCAUCUGGUUCACUAAUGUCCUUUUUAGGGAAGGAAAUCUGCUGCCCGCACCUGGUCUGGCCUACAUUAGACUCCAGACCCACAGCAAUGUGGUUGACUCAUAAAUGCCUUCUGAACAAGGGCAGUUAAGGAUGGACAAUAAAUGCUGGCCUAGCCAGCGAUGCCUAUAUCCCAUGAACGAAUAAAAAAAAAAUGAAUUUUGGUGAUUUCAUCAUAGUUGGUCAGGUUUAGUGUGUAUCCACCAGGCAUUCUAGGUCCAUGCAUGUGGAAGAAUUAGAAAAUUGACACUUUAUACCUGAAAAGUCCAACAGGUGUUGCUUUCUGAAUGAUCUGUGUUGGUCAAAAAUCUAGCAAAAUGAUGAUUGUUCAGAAAUAACAAAGCUCAAAGGCAACUGACGCAAUAACAUUGUAAGUGAAAGUUGCCUAAAGCAGGUUUAUUAUAAGUCCAUCUAGCUUUGUAGGCCUAAAAUUUAACGAUUAUUCUGAUCAGUAUUUUUGUUUUACACAUUUUAAACUGGUAACUGGACCAUUCAUUAAUAUUAAAAUAGCCCUGAUUUGAAUUUGAAUGCUUGCAGCUCCUAAGUAUGUAGGCAAAAUCGUAAGUAUUUCAAUUCAAGGGACCAACUGUAAAGCAUUGUUUGAAGAUUGUGGAAAAACCAGCAUUUUGUUUAAUAGGAAAUUUUAUUCAAUAGCUGUAACUUUUGACCAUGGAUAUGCCUCAUUUGUAAUGUGAAAUUUUACUUUUUUUAAAACAGUGAAAUACUGCCAAGUAAAAACUAUUACAUGAUUUGCCCUUUAACAAGUUGCAUCCUGAUUUUUCCCACCUUAUUACACUCUUCAAGGAAUAUUUGCACAUUUAUACUCUGGUAGUAUGUCAAUGAGAUUUUUUUUAAUACUAUAUGUUUUUGCAUUUUUCAAAUUCUUUGAUACAUCUAAUUACAUAAUUGUUAACCAUGAUCUCACCAUCGGUUACUUGCCAAACCUAUUCCGAUUUUAUGAGCUAUUAAAUGUACAUAUUAAAUGUUAACUACCCUUGUGAUACAGCCAACUUUCAGUGGGUGCUGAUGUUAUAUUAUGUUAAAACUGUGCAACUCAUUUAUAACUUCAUUACAUGAGUUGGAAUAUUUGCUCACCUGUAUUGCAAUGCACAAUCAAUACUCAUGUAGUUUUUUUUCUUAAAGGCAUGUUUUGGUUAAUUUUAGUUAAUUUUCUAAUGUUACAACUCAACAUGUAUAAUAAACUAUAAAUAGUAAAUGCAAUAAAUUGAUUUUUCUUUGGA
Molecule: messenger RNA, 5306 nt
Organism: Carcharodon carcharias (great white shark)
Lineage: Eukaryota; Metazoa; Chordata; Chondrichthyes; Lamniformes; Lamnidae
Gene: ralba
Product: v-ral simian leukemia viral oncogene homolog Ba (ras related)
Exons: 5
Coding region: 164-784 (206 amino acids)
Biological process (GO): Ras protein signal transduction
Cellular component (GO): plasma membrane
Molecular function (GO): GTPase activity; GTP binding; GDP binding
Source: RefSeq, a predicted model, not a curated record